Symsagittifera roscoffensis is the source of this 1036-nucleotide messenger RNA. RefSeq names its product 2,4-dienoyl-CoA reductase [(3E)-enoyl-CoA-producing], mitochondrial-like. NCBI's taxonomy places the organism in Eukaryota, Metazoa, Xenacoelomorpha, Acoela, Convolutidae. The record is from RefSeq and is a predicted model, not a curated record. Gene Ontology annotation, cellular component: mitochondrion. Gene Ontology annotation, biological process: fatty acid beta-oxidation. Gene Ontology annotation, molecular function: 2,4-dienoyl-CoA reductase (NADPH) activity. The transcript has a single exon. Bases 84 to 995 code for a protein of 303 amino acids.
CGUAAAGCAUUCAUGAUAUUUUUGUUUUUUAAAACAAUUGAGAUUUUCCUAUUUUACUUCGGUGUUUGCUGUUUGAGAUCAUCAUGGGCUCCUCUGAACUUGUCCAGAAAUCUUUUGCUGCCUUGUCCAAGUGUAUGUUACCCAAAGACACUUUCAAGGGUAAAGUUGCCUUCAUAACAGGUGGAGGAACAGGAAUAGGCCGCGCUAUAACGGAACGACUUAGUGAAAUGGGAGCUUCAUGUUGUAUUGUAAGCAGAAAACUGGACGUGUUGGAUCAAACAGCGAGAGAAAUUCGAGAAAAAGACCCGGAAGCUAAAAUCUUGACAGCAGCUGCCGAUGUCAGGAAUCCGGAGGCUGUUUCGAGUGCUGUAGACAAAUGCGUUGGAGACCUAGGUUUGCCACAUAUCGUAAUCAACAACGCAGCUGGUAACUUUAUAUCGCCAACUGAGAGACUAAGCUCUAAUGCAUUUCGAUCUGUUGUGGACAUCGUUCUCAUGGGAACCAUAAACGUCACCAUGGACAUCGGAAAGAGACUUAUCGACGCAAAGCAAGGAGCAAACUUUCUGGGAAUAACAACAGUGUACGCGCACUAUGGCAGUGGCUAUGUAGUACCUAGUGCUUGUGCUAAGAGCGGAGUCCAAACCUUGCAUAGAUCUCUGGCAUCAGAAUGGGGAAAGUACGGAUUCCGUUUCAACUGCAUCGCGCCUGGACCCAUCUACACCAAAGGAGCCUUCAGUCGUUUGGACCCUGGAGGUCAGUUUUCGAAGGAGAUGGUGAAGAGAAUCCCUACGAAAAGACUUGGAGAACUAGAUGAGAUCUCAAACUUGGCUGCUUAUCUGGUGAGUGAUUAUUCUUCGUGGCUCACAGGUGAAGUGAUCAACUUCGAUGGCGGAGAACUCAUGAGUAUGGUGGGCGAGUUUAACAGUUUGGAACGAGUACCAACGGAACAGUGGGAUCAACUGGCCAGCAUGAUUAAAAACGUUAAAGGAUCUUGAGUAAAUUUAAAAGUGUAUUUUUGUGAUAAUUAUAUUCUAUU